AUGCAAGCCCCGUACCCUUUGAUUCCAGUCCCAACUAUCUCUCAGGAUGACUGGAUGGACAAGCGAAAGACGCUGUGUUGGGACAUGUCUCUUAUUCACAACGUCUUCAUCCGGAGCGUGAAUACGAUCUGGAAUAAUGCGCCGCUCGUGACGCCUCAAGACGAGGUGUCCUUUGCCGGGUACGCGCUGACGAUGGCAGCGGCCAUCCAUACACACCAUCACUCAGAGGAAACCAUUGUCUUCCCUUUCCUCGCCACGAAACUUCCCAUGGAAGAGAACAUCGAACAGCAUGAGCAGUUCCAGGCCGGUCUCAAGGAGUUUAUCGCGUACUUCCAAGAAGUUUUCAACGGCAAGGCCAAAUACGACGCGACCAAAACGCGGGAGCUGGUUGCAUCUUUCGGUGGUGCGCUUGUGCAGCAUCUGCACGACGAGAUCCCCACGAUCUCCCCAGAAGCGUUGAGCGUCCUGGAUACGGAAGGCUUUGACAAAAUGAUGCAUGAACUGGAGGAGCACAUCAAGAGCGCACCUGGACUGUUCACCAUCUUCCCCUUUACUUUGUCGAAUCACGACUACGCGGCUACACCAAACUGGCCGCCGAUUCCAGGGCCUCUGUCGUGGUUUGUCAGACAUAUUGCGGUGUGGCGACAUUCGAGUUAUUGGAAAUUUUCGUCGUUCGAUAUGGCGGGAAGGCCCAAAACGUACUCGCCAGGAAGAUGA
Messenger RNA from Pleurotus ostreatus (oyster mushroom), 717 nucleotides. RefSeq lists its product as uncharacterized. Bases 1 to 717 code for a protein of 238 amino acids. The record is from RefSeq and is a predicted model, not a curated record. NCBI's taxonomy places the organism in Eukaryota, Fungi, Basidiomycota, Agaricomycetes, Agaricales, Pleurotaceae. The transcript is spliced from 5 exons.